AUGUUUCCACGAGGACCACCAGGAGGCUGCGGCGGACGGGGUGGUCGUGGACCUCCACCACCUUUCGGUCCACCCCCGUUCGGACCACCACCACCAUUCGGAGGACGGCCCUUCGGACCGCCGCCGUUCGGACCACCCGGUCCAUGGGGCCGACCUCCUUUCGGACCGCCCGGUCCAUGGGGCCCACCUCCCUUCGGACCCUGGGGACCGCCCGGUACAAACACUGGAACCAAUCCCGGAACCAACCCCGGUACGAAUCCCAGUACAAACCCAGGAACCAAUCCCAGUACAAACCCUGGAACCAAUCCCGGUACGAACCCGGGAACGGAUCCAGGGGAUGAAGUGAAGCCACCAACAGGGCCAAAUCCAGGACCAGGACCGAACAGACCGAAUAGCGGUUCGACAGAUCCUCCACUUUACUGA
Tarenaya hassleriana is the source of this 423-nucleotide messenger RNA. RefSeq names its product proline-rich protein HaeIII subfamily 1-like. The record is from RefSeq and is a predicted model, not a curated record. Lineage: Eukaryota; Viridiplantae; Streptophyta; Magnoliopsida; Brassicales; Cleomaceae. The transcript has a single exon. The coding region runs from base 1 to 423 and encodes 140 amino acids.